CCGGCCGGAGGCCGUUAAGUUGCGCAUGGAGACAGCGGGUCCAUGGGAGGAAUGGCGGCUGAUGCGGAUUUCCUCCACCGUUACCGGGCUGUGUCCAACAAGCUGAAGAAGCGUUUUCUCCGCAAGCCAAAUGUGGCAGAAGCAAGCGAGCAGUUUGGUCAGCUGGCCAAAGAGCUGAAGCAAGAGGAGUGCCUGCAGUAUGCAGGCUUCUGUAACCUGGCUGUGGCACGAUGUGAACAGACGCUCUUUAAUGCUCCCGGAGAGGCCCUGGCCCUGACCGAUGCAGCCCGCCUCUUUCUGCAGGCGGAGAAGGAGACACAGAAGCUCCGGUGCCCAGGCUUUGAGGAACACCUGCAGGCCGCAACCAACUGCUACAGCUUCGCCAUAAAGGUCUAUAUUGAGUUGAACCAGCCGGUCAUGGCAGCCAGCCUGUGCUUGGAGUUGGGAAAUGCUUUGAAGGAAAUGAACAAGCCGGGCGAGGCAUCUGUGUACUACCAGCGAGCGGCCGAGCUUCAGUCUCAGGUGCCCAUUGAAUGCCUGCUGUCGCUGGGCAAGGUGGCUUCCUGUAAGAUCAUAACCCGUGAUUAUGAUGGAGCUCUGGCCGUCUUCACUGAGAUGCAGCUGAUGGCUCAGGAGAAGGGACUGCAGCUGCCAGGAACCAAUGCCCCCGUUGGUGCAUUUGUGGAUGUCAUUGCAAGGUGUGAGGUGUCCCGGGUGCUGCUGCUGAUGCUGCUCCAGCCCCCGCCACAGAAGCUGCUGCCCGAGCACGCUCAGACUCUGGAGAAAUAUGACUGGGAAUCAUUCGACAGCCACAGCCAAGUGAACAACCUCCCCGAGAACGUAUUUCUGCUGCUGCAGUCGGUGGUGAUGGCAUGCCAGGAGAAGGACCUGGAAUCACUGAAGGUUCUUCAGGUGGAGCUUUGGCCACUGCUGACCCCGGAACAGAACCACCUGCUGCACCUGGUCCUUCAGGAGAUGGUAGCUCCAUCCGGUCGAGGCAUCUGAUCUCCUCCGCCCUUACUCCGUGUAGACUCAAACACUCGUCCUGUCCCAUUACCAACUGCUGCUCUGGAGCAUUCCUACCCCAGUCCUGGGCUGCAAAAAAACUAUUAUUGUUAAAUGUGGAGGUGACAUUGGUUCCCCUUGGUUCAUGUGAACCUUCUUCACUUCUGUGGUGGAGCUCUCACAUCGUUAAAGAAGUAUCUAGAUAUACACUUCAAUCAUCAAGGCAUAGAAAGCCAUAGAUUGGGCUGGUAUAGGUGGGUACAUGACUGCUAGCAUGAACAUGGUGGGUCUGAGAUUUGUGACUUUCUGGCCACCUGAGUGGAUGUGGAAGGUGUGUGUGCGGUGGAAUUCAGGGGAGAGGAGGGCACCUUGGAGUGGCAACGGACAAAUGUCACUCAGCCACAGGUGAACUGCUGUUGCGUUGCUCCCUGAAGCACAGUGAAGGAGGACAGGGUGAAAGGAAUUGCCCAGUCUGUGAUGGACUGCGCAGCGUUUACCACUUAUAGUAGUCUUCACCUCAUGCACCCACACCCCUUCCCUGUGACUGGCCUUGCCAACGUCACCCUCCCCAGGAGGACAAAUUAAAUAAAGGCUGGUUUUAAUCAUUGGAGAUCAAGGCUCAGGGAGGGAUUGCAGCUCCAGGAAGAAGGAUUAGAAUCUAAUCAAAGGCAGACAUGGGGAUUAAACUCCCCAGGCAGCACACCAGACCUACCAUUCAUUGUGGAGCUGCCAGAGACACGGGAGACAGAGUGGGACUGUUGGUGGACAUCCGGAGCACUGACCGUGAGUUAACUGCCUUUCACACCUCUAAUCAUCUGUGUGUCUGUGGUGUCCACAGCAUUUGAACACCUUUCCAUUCCUAAGGCCACUCACUCCACCCGAUCUACACUUCCCAUUGCCUUGGGAAAGCAGCCGGCAUAAUCAAGGACCCCUCCCAUUCCAGUCUUAGCCUGACAGCACAUACCACCAGGCUCAAGGACAGAUGUUGUAACAAACCUCUCAUACAGAAAAAGAUAAACCUUUGGUCUCCUGGUCUAUCUCGUCAUGGUGCUUGCAUUUUACUGGUCUAUCUGCACUUUCUCUGUAACUACCACACUACACUCUGCUUCGCGUCUCCUUUCUACCACUUUGAUGUACUUGUGUAUGGAAUGAUCUGUGUGGUUGGGAUACAAAAUGGCAGCAUUUCCCUGUGUUCUGGUACGUGUGACAAUAUAAACCAAUACCCAUCUCCCGAUUAGUAUUGGGGGCCCUCCGUGUAAACCACUCCUUUCAACAAUAACUGCCCUUCUUCCUCUGUACCCCCAUCCUCUUCAACCACUUGUGAGCGAGAGGGUCGUUCCCGUUCUUCCUGCCCCAUCCACCAGCCCAAGGCCGGGUGUGUGGUUGCUCCCUCUCCCUUCUUGCGCCUGGGAACUCCUGUCACUUCACAGAAGACGUGUCAAACACCUUGGGUCUGAGCAUCGGGAGCACACAGGAGCCUAGUGUGAACCGUGGAGGGAGCGCACUGCCCACCUCAUCCCUGGCAGAGCCAUAUCGGAGCCCACAGACCGGAAGGGAGGCAAGUCAUCGUCCAUCCGGAAGGGUCUGCCAUUGGAGAGGAUGAUCGGCAUGGAGUCAAUGGCACAGGAACAGGCCCUUCAGAUAAUAUGUCCAUGCUAACCAUUGCCUUCCGAAGGUACAUUUGCUCAUGUUUGGUUCAUAUCCCUCUAAACCAGGGGUUUAUGCCUUCGACCCCUUUAGCAGUCCACUGAAGCCCUUCUCAGAAUAAUGUAUUUAAAUAUAUAAAAUAAAAUACAUAGGAUUACAAAAGAAACCAAUUGUAUUGAAAUAGAGUUAUCAAAUAUUAAGACAAAUUUGUGAUAUGUGGUUCUUUAUUAAUGCAUUAAAUAACAAGACUAUACAUUUAAAUUAUAGGCAAGUUAAAAUUAAAUUUUAUUUUUUAAAGACA
Hypanus sabinus (Atlantic stingray) is the source of this 2953-nucleotide messenger RNA. It is a transcript of the gene f8a, whose product is annotated as coagulation factor VIII associated. Gene Ontology annotation, molecular function: protein binding. The record is from RefSeq and is a predicted model, not a curated record. Gene Ontology annotation, biological process: vesicle cytoskeletal trafficking. NCBI's taxonomy places the organism in Eukaryota, Metazoa, Chordata, Chondrichthyes, Myliobatiformes, Dasyatidae. The transcript has 12 exons. Gene Ontology annotation, cellular component: early endosome. The coding region runs from base 43 to 1005 and encodes 320 amino acids.